Molecule: messenger RNA, 1555 nt
Organism: Drosophila innubila
Lineage: Eukaryota; Metazoa; Arthropoda; Insecta; Diptera; Drosophilidae
Exons: 1
Coding region: 71-1474 (467 amino acids)
Source: RefSeq, a predicted model, not a curated record
CUAAAUUUUCUUUUAACUAUAUCAAAAUUGUAGGUAUUAUAAAUUGUUUUCUCGAGUAUAGAGCAUAAGUAUGAGUGGAAGGAUCCAUCGAGUAGUCGUGUCCUUAACGGACGCAAUGCAUAAAGUUCCCAGCAGCAUUCGGGAAAGUCUACUGGACUGCGAGAUCAAUAUAUUGGACAAGACCACAAUGCUGAUGCGCUUGAAGAGUGGAAUUGACGGCUUUAGAUCGCCACGUUACUAUCAGCAGAUGCAGUUCGAUGCCGUGGGAUACGAGGAUGAUCGACAUGUGCGCUGCCAACUGAACGAAAUGUUGGUGCAAAUGUUUCGUCAUCAUCGUCAUGCCUGUCUGCUGCGUCUGACGCCUCGGCGUGCUCACAAUGUGAAACUGAUGACGCGUCUGCUCGUAUCUGAUGUGGAUAAGAUCUUGGAGAAGUUGCCAUAUCACCUCGAGGCCAUCAAUGUGGAGUUCCAUGAUCUGCGCAAGUUCGACAUGAUCAACAUGCUCGCCUUAACUCAUCGUAGCCACCGUAGCCGGGAUCAACCAAGUCGACGAGAAAUGCAAACAACUCGGGAGAUGUUCCAAUGGCUGCAUCGCGAGUAUAGUGCACUACGUGGACGCGGCACUGGCGAUGACUUCAUCAAUGUGGAGUUUGUUCUAACCGAUGGCUUUCAGAAACAACACAGACUCAAUCUGGCCAUCUUUAACAUCUUUGAUUGCAAUGAACGCUCGGAUAUUGGCAGCUUUUUCAAGGAACUUCCCACGGGCAGACAAUGCAAGAGCACGUUGCUUACGGACUGCAUCAAGGAAUCCUUUGACUCGAAACGUGGCAUCUUCACUUUGGUGCUGUGCGAAAUGCCUUUGGACAAGGAGUGUGCUCGGGAGAUGCACAAAUUCCUACAGCUGGCAGAUAUGGCCUGCAUGAAUAUUGGUACAUCCAGCAAAUCGGAUCUGCAAGUGAAACCCUUGGACUCGACACUUUCAUUAGAAUGCCAGUCAAGGAGCAGCUCAACGAGAAGCAGUGAGAACAAAUUUCAGCGUUGCUGUCCCUUGAAUCUCUCCGCUGACGAUCACAGUAAACUAGCGUCGUGGUAUCAACGCAUUGACGACAAGUUUGCCGAGGUUAAGGUCUGCAUGGAGAGACAUUACAAUGUGCAGUAUCGCCAAAAGUUUCUCAAAAUCUGCAAAGAGCUGAAAAACUUGCGUUCAUUGCAGGAUAAAAGCGGCGGAGAUGCCAGUCGAUCAAUGCUUAAAAAUGGUAUCAAAGAUGAAGCAAUUACAGCCAAAUAUAUGGAGGUGCUAAAUCAAUUUCGUCAGCUGGAAAAGGAGGUGCAGAAAUCCACUUUAGCCAGCACCUUGUCAACCUAUAUAAUUACCAAGAACUACGCACUUGUUAAAGCAGAGAAGAAUCUGCAAGAACGAGAAAUGGCCAAUCUUCAAGAGCAUCGAAGCCGAAUCAAAAUUGGAUUUUGGUAGUAGUACUGUAGUUCCCGUUUACUGUACAGACAAACUAUUUGCAACCAGCUAAAAUUAUUAUUAAUUAUUUUUGUUGUUUAA